Molecule: messenger RNA, 1476 nt
Organism: Vigna umbellata (rice bean)
Lineage: Eukaryota; Viridiplantae; Streptophyta; Magnoliopsida; Fabales; Fabaceae
Product: serine carboxypeptidase-like
Biological process (GO): proteolysis
Cellular component (GO): vacuole
Molecular function (GO): serine-type carboxypeptidase activity
Source: RefSeq, a predicted model, not a curated record
AUGGCAUCAAAAUCCUUCUCCAAACUCUCUCUGUUGCUUUUCUUCGCAUCAGUUUCAUUUUGCUAUGCAACUUCUCGCUUCACUGAUCACCCUGCAUUCCCACCAAAAUCAUCAAAAGCAGAAAGACUCAUAAGAAGCCUUAAUCUAUUCCCGAACGAACCCUUCAACAGUAUUGAAGCUGACCACCUUCAUAGUUUUGUCCCUGGUCAGAUCGUCGAGAAGAACUUCUCCUUCCUUGGUCACUCUGGCCCUUCUAUUGAAGACCUUGGUCACCAUGCAGGUUACUAUUCACUUGCUCAUUCCAAAGCUGCAAGGAUGUUCUACUUUUUCUUUGAAUCACGAAAGAACAAGAACGAUCCUGUUGUGAUAUGGUUGACUGGAGGACCAGGAUGUGGAAGUGAAUUAGCUUUGUUCUACGAAAAUGGUCCUUUUCAUAUUACCAAGGACUUGUCUCUUACAUGGAAUGAUUACGGCUGGGAUCAGGCAUCAAAUAUUAUAUUCGUGGACCAACCAACUGGGACAGGUUUUAGUUACUCUUCUGAUAAGAGUGACCUUCGUCACGAUGAAACCGGCGUUAGCAAUGAUUUAUAUGACUUCUUGCAGGCGUUUUUCAAGGCUCAUCCAGAGUUUGUUAAGAAUGAGUUCUAUAUCACUGGAGAAUCAUACGCUGGACACUAUAUUCCUGCACUUGCAUCACGGAUUAACCAAAACAAUAAAAUGAAACAAGGAAUCCAUAUAAACCUCAAGGGUAUUGCUAUUGGUAAUGGAUUAACAAAUUCUCCAAUUCAAUACGAAAUAUACCCAGAAUUUGCGUUACAGAACGGACUAAUUACCAAGAAUGAGUCAGAUGAUAUCAGCAAGUUAAUCCCAAACUGUGACAAAAAAGCUAAAGCCUGCGAAUCUCGUGGUGGGAUAAUUUGUGAGGAUGCAUUAGAUGCUUGUGAAGCAAUUUUCGAUAGAAUAUUGUCUAUUGUCGGUGAUCUUAAUUACUAUGACAUUCGAAAGAAAUGUGUGGGACCUUUAUGCUAUGACUUCAGCAAUGUGGAGAAGUUGUUAAACUCAGAGAAAGUGAAGAGUGCUUUAGGUGUGAGGAAGGAGUUGAAGUAUGUUGCAUGCAGUACAGCAGUGUAUGACGCUAUGCUGCAAGACACCAUGAGAAAUCUGGAAGUGUUUCUUCCUGGUCUUCUUGAGGAUGGGAUAAAGAUGCUUGUGUAUAAUGGGGAAAAAGAUCUGAUAUGCAAUUGGCUUGGGAAUUUAAGGUGGGUCAAUGCCAUGAAGUGGUCGGGCCAAAAGGGAUUUAGGGCAUCUCCUACAGUGAAAUUUGUGGUUGAUGGUGCAGAAGCAGGGACUCUAAACAGCUUCGGACCUCUCUCUUUCCUCAAGGUGCAUGAUGCUGGACAUCUGGUACCUAUGGAUCAACCUAAAGCUGCACUACAGAUGUUGGAAAGGUGGAUGGGAGGGAAACUGACGAAAUAA